This is a messenger RNA of Caenorhabditis briggsae, 1542 nucleotides long. Bases 1 to 1542 code for a protein of 513 amino acids. Gene Ontology annotation, biological process: transmembrane transport. The record is from RefSeq and is a predicted model, not a curated record. NCBI's taxonomy places the organism in Eukaryota, Metazoa, Nematoda, Chromadorea, Rhabditida, Rhabditidae. Gene Ontology annotation, cellular component: lysosomal membrane. Gene Ontology annotation, molecular function: transmembrane transporter activity. The transcript has 10 exons.
AUGAGUGAUAAUGGAGAUAACGAAAAUAUGGAGAAAAAACGAGAAUCCUCUACGACUUCUUCGUUAGACAGCAAAAGCGACACUGAUUUAAUAGUGGACGAACGAGAAACUUCUUGGCAAUCAAUAUAUCUUCUAACUGCGAUUGGAAUGUUUUGUGGAAUUCAAUUUUCCAUAUUUUUCCCAACACUUUGGCCAUUUUUGAAUACUGUCGAUCCGACUGCAUCGGCUUCGUUUUUCGGAUUUAUCACUGCCGCUUUUUCAGUUGGUCAAGGGUUGGCAUCUCCGGUUUUUGGUUAUUGGAUGAAUAGGGCAAAGUCUGUCCGGCAACCACUCGUCUUUGGGAUCUCAAUUAUGAUUUUAUCGAAUAUAAUUUUUUGUUUCGUCGAAGCGUUUCAAGAAAAAGAAAGAAGAUGGGUUAUGAUGGUGGCCAGAUUUUUUAUUGGCGUUGGAGCUGGAACAAUUGGAGUCAUGAGAGCAUAUGCAGCAACUGCUAGUAGUUUAAAAGAUCGUGCAAGGGCAAUUACCUUUAUUCAAGCUUCAUAUGUCAUUGGAAUGACUUUUGGUCCCGGAAUUCAGGUCGCCUUUACCCCAAUCGGGUACCCGGGUUUAGCAUCCGGCCCAAUCCACGUAGAUAUGUAUACAUCACCUGCCUGGUUUGCAUCAAUUAUCUCGUUUCUGUCGGUGCUUUUUAUCUUUAUCUUCCUGGAAGAAAAUUAUGCUGGAAUUGAUGAAAGUGCAGAUGAUGAGGAUAGCUACACCGCAAUGCCAACAUUCGAUACGAUAUCAGUGGCGGUCUGUGUUUUGACUCAAUUUACAUUGAUGUUUAUUAUCACUAAUCUUGAAACAAUAGGUUCCUUGUACGCCAAAAUGAUGUGGGGAUGGACGAAUGCUCAAGCGGUGGAGUAUACUGGAAUUCUUCAAGCAGUUAAUGGCUUGGUUGGGGUUUUGGUGUACGCCUUAUUCGCUGUUAAAUUGGGAGAUUACAUCUCACAAGCUCGCGAACGAAUCUUCACAAUUUUCGGACUGGCACUUGGUGUGUUAUAUCAUGUGGUCACUUUUCCUUACCCAUGGGGUAAAGAUUUGCAUUUCGAGCUUAAAAAUGUUACGGUACAUGGGAAAAAUGAAACGGAGGAGUUGGGAUGCAAUCCGGAAAAAUAUAGAUGGUGUGGCUAUACUAAGGAUGUCAAUUUCUGGAUCUACGCCUCAAUGUACGGUAUCGUUCUCGCCGCGUGCUUCCCAAUCGUGAAUAUUUCGAUGAACACACUUUUUAGUAAAAUUUUGGGCGCCAGGAGACAGGGAACAAUGCAAGGGAUUAUGCUAAUGGCUGGAAGUUUCGCUCGAACUGUCGGCCCAAUUCUAGUCUCUUGGAUUUUCCAAGAAUGGGGACCCGAACCCAUUUGGGGCAUCGAGAUUCUCACUCUAUCUGUCACCGCAAUUUUCUGGAUAAUUUUCUAUCGACGAAUGACUCCGCUGGACACGAAACCCAAACUAAACCCCUAUGAAUAUUUCCAUUAUGCCAAAGGAGUACUGUAUCGGAUUUAA